Molecule: messenger RNA, 1892 nt
Organism: Pseudogymnoascus verrucosus
Lineage: Eukaryota; Fungi; Ascomycota; Leotiomycetes; Thelebolales; Thelebolaceae
Gene: STR3
Product: cystathionine beta-lyase
Exons: 3
Coding region: 292-1632 (446 amino acids)
Biological process (GO): transsulfuration; 'de novo' L-methionine biosynthetic process
Cellular component (GO): cytoplasm
Molecular function (GO): pyridoxal phosphate binding
Source: RefSeq, a predicted model, not a curated record
CGCAUUUUCAUAGUGAACGUGUGCCGAGUUCGGGAUGGCGUAUCAACCAUCCGAACCCUUCCAAACGACCACCCAUAACGAACUUCUCCGGCAUGGACUCAUACCUCCCGACAACACCACAUAUAACCGCAUAAAAAGCCCUCAUAUCUUACCAAUCUCACCAGCUUCAACUGCGCCGUGUCAUCGUCGCUGAUCAGCUCUGCCAUUAGAGCUCAUAGCGACGAGGCCAAUUGGCUCUCUCUCUUAUCCAGAUCCCGCCUCUUCACCCCACUGACUCAGCACACGACAAACAUGUCUUCACCGCCAGGUCCUCCAGGCAAGACCAGCUCCCUCAGCAAGAUAGCUCCUCACAUCGACCUUGACGGGCACGAUCUCCCUCCGUCCCCAGCGCCCUCCAGCCCACGCAAUGGCCGCAAAUACGCCCUCUCCACCGAGCUCGUCUACACCGACAGCAAGGACCAGUAUGGCGCCUCCAGCAUGCCCAUCUACCAGUCCGCGACCUUCAAGCAGACCUCGGCCGCCGGCGGAAACGAAUACGACUACACACGCUCAGGAAACCCUACACGCACGCACCUCGAGCGCCACCUGGCGAAGGUCAUGAACGCCUCGCGCGCGCUGGUUGUUGGCUCAGGCAUGGGCGCCCUGGAUGUCAUCACGCGGGUGCUGAAGCACGGAGACGAGGUCGUGAGCGGAGAUGAUAUCUACGGUGGCACGAACCGCCUGCUCAAGUACCUGUCGACGUACAGCGGCAUCAUUGUGCACCACGUCGACACGACCGAUCCAGAGUGCGUGCGCAAGGUGCUGUCGCCAAAGACGGCCAUGGUGCUGCUCGAGUCGCCGACCAACCCGCUAAUUAAGAUCGUGGACAUCCCUACCAUCGCAAAGUUGGCACACGAGGCCUCGCCCACCGCCCUGGUUGUGGUAGACAACACCAUGAUGUCGCCUAUGCUGUGCAACCCCCUCGACCUCGGCGCGGAUCUCGUCUACGAGUCCGGCACAAAAUACCUCUCUGGCCACCACGACAUCAUGGCCGGAGUCCUCGCCUUCAACGACGCCGCCCUCGGCGACAAAAUGUUCUUCACCAUCAACGCGACGGGCUGCGGCCUCUCGCCCAACGACGCCUUCCUCCUGAUGCGCGGCCUCAAGACCCUCGCCAUCCGCAUGGACCGACAGCAGGCGAACGCACAGCGCAUCGCCGAGUUCCUCGAGUCGCACGGCUUCCGCGUGCGCUUCCCGGGAUUGAAGUCACACCCACAGUACGAUCUGCACUGGAGCAUGGCGCGCGGCGCUGGUGCGGUGCUAAGUUUCGAAACGGGGGAUGUAGGGGUGUCGGAGCGGAUUGUGGAGGCGGCGAGGUUGUAUGGCAUCAGUGUCAGCUUUGGGUGCGUGAACAGUCUGAUUAGCAUGCCGUGCCGCAUGAGCCAUGCGAGUAUCGAUGCGAAGACGAGGGCGGAGAGGCAGAUGCCAGAGGAUGUUAUUAGGUUGUGCAUUGGCAUCGAGGAUGUGGAUGAUUUGAUUGAUGAUCUUACGCGAGCACUCGUCCAAGCCGGCGCGGUGACAGUGACGCUCGACGGCUUCCACGCCAAGGGCUCCGCAUCAGAUAGCGGAUCCGUCAACGGCACUACCGCGUGAAUGAACAUUAAUGAGCAUGAAUGAUUUCAGGGGAUCCUAUACCUAAAUAUAUAUCUUCCACGGCGGCGGCGUUUCGGGUUUUUGUUUGGGAAAAAUAGGUUAUGCUUUGGUUAUGGGAUUUCCCAUUCGUGAAUAUCACUUGUGCAGCUGGUGGGCUUGGAGCUCAUUGGAAUCCAUCGAGCCUACGAAUUAGAGGAGCGGGAGAGUAGAUACUCGCCCUCUGGUGUCGUUUCAGGUGGUAGCGGUUGUUCUGUCCAGAU